UCUUUCUCAAUUUCUUUGGGAUUAAGCUGAUAUCUGAUCCCCGAAGAAAAAUAAUCGAAUAAAAAAUUCCAAUUUAAGAUUUAACAAAGUUCAACUUAAUUAAUCAAUCGGUUUAGAUAUGGCAAGUCAAACACAAGGCAUUCAACAGCUUUUAGCUGCUGAAAAACGCGCUGCAGAAAAGGUUUCCGAAGCACGAAAACGUAAGCAAAAACGUCUUAAACAAGCCAAGGAAGAAGCUCAAGAUGAAAUUGAAAAAUACAGACAAGAACGUGAACGUCAGUUUAAGGAAUUCGAAGCUAAACACAUGGGAUCCCGUGAAGGAGUUGCAGCAAAGAUCGAUGCUGAUACAGUGCAGAAAAUUGAAAAGAUGAAUCGUGAUAUUCAGAGCAACAAGAAUCCAAUCAUUCAAGAGGUUUUGGGACUUGCUUACGACAUCAAGCCCGAAGUUCAUAAGAAUUUCUUGUUGAAGCUGAAUGCCUCAAAAUAAACAUUUACAUUCGAAGGUUUAAUCCAAUGUGUUGCAAUAUAUUGCUUGUUAUUCCAAACCGAUGUGUAAGAAUAUUUAAUCCCCACUAUCUAGAAUCAUCUUUAAGAUUCAUACAGACAAUUCAUAGAAAAUCUUCGGUAUUUACCAAUAAUUAUUACAAUCUCUAUUCAUGACAUUUAAUUCGAAUUUCUUUCUCGUAAGUUGAAUUUAUUAAAUUUAUUUUGUUUUUCUUUUCUACAAUUUGCCACAAAAUUAUUUUUAAAAGAGAACUUAAAUUUAAAAUUUCUUGAUUUUCUUGAAGAAAACAACAUUUCUGGUUCAACUUUGUCUUUAGAUGUAUGUAAUAAACAUAAAUUUUAGGCUUAGUCUAUCCAUAAUAUGUGUCAUUAUAAAAAGAUGAAAUAAAGUUAUAUUAAUGGUUGAGUUAAUCUUAAAGGUGAAAACAUUUUCAUAACUUAUUUAUUUUGGAUCAUUAAUUUUGAUCGACUUCAUCAAUUUGAACGUUUCAUGAGUUGUUGUCAGCAAUGCCAAUUCUCUAUAUCUUACUGGUUCACGUUUCGUUCCCGUAAAAUCAGAGAAAGUCGUCAAAUCUCUUGGACAUUCACCUAAGAAGUCAUCAGUGUCUACAAACCAAGUCCAAACUCCACCAAGAUUGUUCUCAAACGCAUAUUUCACUUUGUUUGCAACUGAUCGAGGUGAAUCAUAAAUAACAACAUGAGUCAAAUUAUUUUUAACAAACUUUCCGAUAGUCUGAGAUGCUAAAUUGUCAAAAGUCAAUUCCCAUUGAUAUUCUUUCCUUAGUCUACAAAUUUCAUUGUAGCCUAGAAAACCAUUUUCAUUCACAAAUGGUCCAGGAAAGUUGACAUCAUUUAGUGUCUUAUCUCCAAUGUUCCCAUUAGUUGAUGCGAUGUAAGAACGCCCAAAGAAUGGAAUUCCCAAUAUCAACUUUUCAGAUGGAAUGCCAUGGUAAUCUCUGAAAUAUUUCACUCUCGAAUCAAUUGUUCUUUCACCUGCACCAUAAAUUGCAGCUGGAUAUUCAAUCUUCUGAUCCCAAUAACCAGUAAAGUCAAAUGUCAUAAUUAAAAUCGCAUCAGCAUAUUUUCCAAUGCUUCUCAUGUCAUAAGCAGACUCAACGAUAUUUGCAGGUGUACGAACAAAAACACUGAGAAAAAGAUUUUCUUGUUGAUACACUUCGUGAAUCUCUUGCAAUAAUAACCCAAAGUUUCUUUUAUCAGAAGGAGAACCUCCACGAUGUGCUGGAUGUUCCCAAUGAAAAUGAAGGCCAUCAAAGCCAUAUUUCUCAAGAUAAUUAGCUGAAUUAACAGCAAAUCGCUUUCGUCUGUUAACAUCAGCAGCAAGUUCAGAAUAUUUCUUUGAACCAUCAAUCCAACCGCCAACAGCAAGUAAAGUCCGAAGACCGUUAUGAGAUUUUUUUAAUGAUGUGAAUCGCUUGUAAAGAUUCUGUCCACCAUUGUCUUCCAGUUCUUGCCAAGGAUUUGUCGGCUUGAGACUAUCACCAGCUUCAUCGAGAUUUGACAAUAAAUAAACAGCAGUUGUGCAAAGUUCAGGUCUGAAAUCAUUUAAGAAAAACACGCCGUCACCUUGACGACCUUCAGCCCAACUUUCAAAAAAGCAGAAAAUUUCUUUCUUUGAAAUCUUUUCAUCAGGAUUUUGAUUGGGCCGUAAUGGUGACGACAUGCUAACCUUUUUUGAUGUCUGAAGAAUCCACUCGUUAAAUUUUACAACAUUUGUAAAAAUUGAAUCAUCGGAAACUUGACACUCGUUAUUUUCAUUUACAAAUGAAGCUGAAACGAUGCCUCUCAAAUACCAUCGUCUGUUUCGAUUUCCAAAACUGACAAAAAGACCAGAACCUGAAUCACCUCUACAUGGGCCUGACGUUUCAUCUUUACCAGCACAAAAAGUAUUUAAAGAAGAGAUUGCAGCAAAUCGAUGAUUUUUCAGAAAGCAAACUUCAUUUUUAACAAUGGAAACUUCCAAUUCCUUUGGCGUGCUCUCAUGUUCAGCUUCUGAUUCUGACUUUCCCCAUCCAACAACAAUUCCGUUGUCUUUUCUUGGCUCGUGAUUUUUAUCCCACAAACAAAUUGGUGAAAUUUUAUCGGUAAAGCCAAACUGUGUCUCGAGAACAAUUAUUGCAAUAUCUGAAUCAUAGUUUUGUGUAUAAGUUUUCCAAUUUUGAUGAAUGAUUAUGUCAGAUGGAUAAACGGUCAUGGAACCUCGUUCUAGUGGGUCAGUGAGAUUGAAUUUUCCGAGCUUGACUACAAUUUCAUUUGCUUGAAGAGGUUUGCUUGCACCUUUAUCAAUAAUACAAUGAGCUGCCGUCACCACCAUAUUGUCACUAAUUAAAUUCCCACCACAAAAGAAUUUAUCACCUUUAGCCAAAUAUAACGCAGCCAACCAAGGCCAUGCACCUCUCUCAGAUUGAGUUCCAUUGAUAAUCAACCCUGAUGGCUUACCAGCAAUUCCACACGACGUCUCAGUUCUUCCUGAGAUUAUGAAAUUGCAAAUUAAAUAAAAUAUAACAAAGAACACACAAAAAUACGACAUGA
Clunio marinus is the source of this 3054-nucleotide messenger RNA. The record is from the annotation of a GenBank genome assembly. Lineage: Eukaryota; Metazoa; Arthropoda; Insecta; Diptera; Chironomidae.